This is a messenger RNA of Iphiclides podalirius (scarce swallowtail), 408 nucleotides long. Lineage: Eukaryota; Metazoa; Arthropoda; Insecta; Lepidoptera; Papilionidae. The record is from the annotation of a GenBank genome assembly.
AUGCGUGCCAAAGUGACGAAGAUAUAUUUCACUAUAUGCGUACUGGCAAGCGCGUGCGCCUUCCAGCAGCAAUACUUCAGGGUGGUCCCACGUAGCCUGCGAGUGCAGGAAGGCGCAGAGGCUGUCCUUGAGUGCGCCGUAGCCAACUUAGCGGGUCAGGUGCAAUGGGCGAAGGAUGGAUUCGCGUUGGGCUUCUCGUCGGUAAUACCAGGAUACCCCCGCUACACCAUGUUCGGUGACAGACGGCACGGCGUUUACAACCUUCGGAUCGUCAACGCAACCCUGGAGGACGACGCGGAGUACCAAUGCCAAGUAGGACCGGCCCAGAUGCACAAGGUCAUAAGGGCCAACGCCUCGCUGAACGUUAUAUGUAAGUACCUUCCUUUAAUAGAAGAGCGUGCCAUCGAA